Messenger RNA from Setaria italica (foxtail millet), 2986 nucleotides. Its product is annotated as putative disease resistance RPP13-like protein 3. Gene Ontology annotation, molecular function: ADP binding. The record is from RefSeq and is a predicted model, not a curated record. Bases 58 to 2790 code for a protein of 910 amino acids. Gene Ontology annotation, biological process: defense response to other organism. Lineage: Eukaryota; Viridiplantae; Streptophyta; Magnoliopsida; Poales; Poaceae. The transcript is spliced from 3 exons.
CUACACAGAAAGCCUGCUCCUGCCAUUCGUCGCUUGCGCAUAGAGAGUCCGGCAGAGAUGGAGGAGCGGUUUGCCCCCGUAACCGCGGCGACCGGGGCGUUGGGGCCGGUCCUGGUGAAGCUCGCUGCUUUGCUGGGUGAUGAGUACAAACUAAACAAGAAGACCCGGCGAGACAUCAUGUUCAUCAAAUCCGAGCUCGAGCCAGUUCACCAUGUCCUGUGGAAGUUAUGGGGGAGCUUGGAUCUUGAUGCGGCAUGCAAGAACUGGAUGACAGAGGCCCGAGAGCUGUCCUACGACAUGGAGGACGACAUCGACGACUUCACUCUCGGUUUGGAGCGUGGUGACGGCAGCUUCAUCCAGCGGGAAGCCACAGACAGCCCUUUCAAGGAAUUCAUGGAAAGAGUCAAAGAUGUAUCGAAGAAGUGCGGCAAGAUGCAGAAGAUUGGCGACGCCAUCUGCAACCGUAGCAAGCUGACCACCGACCCUCGAGCUCUCUUCCUCCACAAGGAUGCAUCGGAGCUCGUGGGCAUGGAAGAAAAGAAGGAGGAGGUCAUCCAAUUGCUUCAGGAGCACGAAAUGGUAUGCAUUCUUGGAUUUGCAGGGAUGGGCAAAACAACUCUUGCGGACCUGGUGUAUCAGACAAUAGGAGAUGGAUUCCAAUGCCGGGCUUUCGUGUCCGUGCACCCAAGUCCUAACAUGACGGAGAUUCUGGGUACCAUCCUCAGCCAAGUAACAGAUGGUGCAAUGUCUGCUGGCAGUGGCACCGAACCUGCAGCCCAACAAAAUAUCGUCACCGACAUAUCAAUUUCUCUCUCUGACAAGAGUGGCACUGAACUUGCAGCCGUGCAAAAUGAUUUUAUCAAAGGCAUAUCAAAUUUCCUCUCUGACAAGAGGUACCUGGUCAUAAUUGAUGACAUUUGGCACUGGGAAGAAUGGGAAGUCAUCCGUAAGGCUCUUCCCAAGAAUAAUCUGGGCUGUAAAUUGAUCAUGACGACCCGGGUCUGGAGUAUAGCUGAGAAAUGUGAAACUGAACAAGGUGCACGUGUGUACGAACAGGAGUUUGGUCGUGCGGAAGCUGAAAGACUAUCAGCUAUGAUACUGAUGAGCAAAUCUGUCGAGGGCACCAACGCGAAGGAGCUGUCCACCAAGAUUGCGUAUAGAUUAGAUUUAUGUCCGCUAGCAGUAAUCUGUUUCUCGUCAGCAUGGGCAGAGAGCCACCACCAUGUGCAAGUUGAUGAUGCGGAAUGGGAUACAUGGGCGAGGCACAUUCUGGAUGAUGGGUUUCUGAGUACUCCAGCCUUGAAACCACUGGUCCAGAGUCUAUGCCUUGGUUUCGACGAUCUUCCCGUUCAGCUGAAGACUUGCUUGCUAUACUCUACCAUAUAUCUUAAGGAGUAUAAGUUUUAUAAGGAAUGGUUGGUGAGAAAAUGGAUUGCUGAAGGAUUUGUUUCGCAAGUUGAAGUAGCAGAAGCUUACUUUGACAAGCUUGUCUACAGGAAUCUGUUGUGGCAGGGGGAGGAGACGUCGCACGUAGUUAACGGCGCUAUAAAAGACUUCCUCGUGUGCAAAGCAAAGGAAGAUAAUUUUAUUAGUUCUUAUGACGGUGGGCCCGGUAACACCUCGCAUGCCAAACAGAUCCGUCGUCUUUCUCUCAGCUCGCCAACUUAUUACGGUUGGCGCGGUAACACCGCGCCUGCAUGUCCAGAUGAGGAUGUGCUGUCUCAUACUCGCACCCUUUCUGUUUCUAAUAUGCAUUCCCUGCAUAGUGUCCCCUUCAAGGCGUUCAAAAAGCUGCGAGUGCUACAAAUAAAUAAAAGCUGUAAUCUAGAGGAUGAUCAUCUGGUGGAUAUAUGUGGGCUGAUCUGGCUCAAGUAUCUGAGUUUAAGAGGGACAGGGGUGAGAGAGUUGCCUAAGGAAAUCAGAAAACUGCAGCAUUUGAGGACUCUGGACAUAAGAGAUUGCAAGGUCAGAGAGCUACCCUGGGAAGUUGAAAACUCCAUAAAUGUGCAUUUUGGAGACCCGCGUUCUCCUAAAAUAUUGAAGUUGGGAGAAGAGGCUGUCAGCUCAGACUGGGUUAUCUCCUCUUCUGGAGCAAAUUGCAGGGGGGCCCUAUCCAUCGUGUUAGCGGAUCCUUUUAACUGGAGGUAUGAACCUCUACAAGUUCCGCUGCUUAGAAUUGACCGGAGACACGUGAAAGUACCGCAGUGGGUCAAGCAAGACUUGUGCAAUGUCUGCUCCUUAGAUAUCAGGCUCUGCAUACUUGUGCACGAAGACCUCGAGUUUCUGAAGACGCAGAUGCCCAACCUGCAGGCUCUCCAACUAAGGUUCGAAGUCCUCCCACGGAAGCCGGUUAUCAUCACUGCUGGAGGGUUUCCAAAGCUAGAGACGUUCUACGUCGAUUGCCGUCUGCCACAGGUGAUCACCUUCGGGGAAGGAGCGAUGCCGAAUCUGAAACAUCUUCAGUUCAAGUUCUACACCGGUACAGCAAGUCGAGACUACUACAUGGGCAUCAAGCAUCUGGUCAGUCUUGAGGUCGUGUUCCUAUGCUCCUGGUACUAUACAAGUGACGGUCCGGGCAUCCGUGAGACAAUUGAUGUACUGAGAAAAGAAGCCGUGGAGCACCCCAAGGAGAUCACCCUUUGGGUCAAUGACAUGGAUCCUGAGGUUUUCGGCAGAGAUGCACUGAGAGGGAUAAGCCUUGCCAUUGCGGAAAAAAGAGAGAAACUAUCGAGGGCAGCAGAGAGAAGGUCGUUCUUGCGGGAAAGGAGAGGUGUACCGUUUGUGAAUUAGAGAUCGAUGCGCCGUUUGUGCGGGACAACGCAAUUUAUGUAAUAAUAAUUUCUGCAACUUUGGAUUCAACUUAAUAAUAAUAUGUUGUAUGCAUAUGUUGGUUUGCUGGACCUAAACAAAAAGUUACGUAUUCUUUGAACUUGGGGUCUUCCUUCUCUAUGUACGCACAUUUGUUCGUCAUUCUAAUUAUUUUUUU